Hyalella azteca is the source of this 2672-nucleotide messenger RNA. RefSeq names its product beclin 1-associated autophagy-related key regulator-like (gene Atg14). NCBI's taxonomy places the organism in Eukaryota, Metazoa, Arthropoda, Malacostraca, Amphipoda, Hyalellidae. Gene Ontology annotation, cellular component: extrinsic component of phagophore assembly site membrane; extrinsic component of omegasome membrane; autophagosome. The coding region runs from base 58 to 1347 and encodes 429 amino acids. The transcript is spliced from 9 exons. The record is from RefSeq and is a predicted model, not a curated record. Gene Ontology annotation, biological process: autophagosome assembly; cellular response to starvation; mitophagy.
AGAGCUAUCAGUUGAAAAAAAUAAAACAGGAUAAAAGACUGCCUCAUAUUAGAUGAAAUGGUUCAAAUUAUUUCUGAAAUGUUAAGCACAGCUUCUUCUAUGUUGAACCGUGAUGUUAGGGUACGAUGUCCUUUGUGUAAUGCAAAAUCACAAGUCAUUUACUGUGUUGAAUGUUUAAAUUCUGGAACAUUUUGUCAUAGUCAAUAUGAAAGUGAUGGAGAAAGGUACAUGGAUAUCUGCGUGAAUGUGUUCCGAAUAAGAGGAAAGAUGAAGCUUCUGGAGCAGAAAAUACUAGAACUUGAUCAAGAAAAACAACGAGCAUCGCUUUUGAUGAUUCAAAUUGAGAAACAGAAGAAGAAGAAUGAAAACAUGCAAAACACAGCCAUUGAACUGAAGAGGAAUAAUGAUCUCUUGCACAAAAAAUCGCAGCGCACAGACAGUAUGAUCGAGCAUAGACAUCGAAUCAACCUGCGUUACCGUAGCAGCAUGGCGCCGGCCAAGGAAAUGUUGGCUUCAACCAAGAAAAAGGCAUCUAUGCACUACAAGGAGCUGCAAGACAUUAGUGGUCGCCUCAAGGUUCAUAGCUGCGCACUCAUUGAUGAUCUCUUGCGCUUUGUGUUUCCUCUCGAGUAUUUGGGGGAACGUCACAGUGGUGAAGGUGCGGGUCCCUUACAACUAAUGAUGCAAGCUCCUGAGGGCUCCUUGUGGUCCAUUGACGACGCUUACUCCUUCUCUUUGUAUUCCAUCAGUAAAUUGCUAAUCCCAGGCUCAGGGUCCCUCCUGAACUUCAUACCAAGCGACGUGCAUACCAGCGACGAGGUCGUGGAGGCGACGUGCCCGGACUGGGCGGUGGGUCGCGACCAGAUGCCGUGUCGGGUGCUGAGCAUCACGGCGGCGCUCACGCACGUCACGCUCCUCGUCAACAUCAUCGCCUGCCUCAUGCAGGUCGUCCUGCCCCAUCACCUCUCACACGCGGAAUUCAACGACCACGAUUUGACGGAGGAAGUCUUGAAUUUUCUGCUGACGAAGCUGAGCAUCAACGUGGUGGUUCUAGCUACGGCCGUGGGCGUGGCCCCCGACUCUCUCAGUUCUCUGCACUGCAUCGUCAAGAACCUCGUGCUCGUCAUCAAGCACCUCAGUCACGCAAAGAUAAGUCCUGCCGUGCACCUCUCGGAGGCGGCGUACAGAGAGCUGCAUCGCGGCAGCGGGGCGCUCACCCUGCGCUCCUACACGCGCUGCAAGAACUUCCUGCCUUACCUCAACUCGGCCCUGCACGAGAACACCGAGCAGCUCCUCUACGACUACCACGUCGUGUCGUCGCUAGACCUCGACUUAGCCGCUACUUAGACCAAUCUCAGGACACUAGUUUAUUGGUUAAUUUCUUAACCCGGAUAUUGUAUUUAGAAACAGUCACAUAUGAACUCAAAGCGCUGGUACCAUGUUUCAGUUUUCGUUCUAAUUUGUACGUUCAUAAAUCACUUAAGCCUUCGUGUGACUGAUCUUGCAAUGUCUGUUCGUGCUUACAAUUUUUGUUUGAUCUUGAAGUGCAUACAUUGUUGGCUCUUCCGCCGAAGUAAUCUCAUGGUGCGUGUUUUUAUUCUAUUUCUCAACUCAGUUGUCACAUGUAAUAAAGACCCUAAUUUGCCCAUGAAUCUUGCGAGGUUAUUUUUUCAUUUGGAUUUAAUCGUAGCAUUUCAUUAAGUUGUUCUUCCAUUGCUUGUCUUUGUCUUUGGAAUAAAGUUUAAGGUGCCCAUUGUCAUUAAACUCGGCAAAGAUCUCUUAAUAUCUUACAGCAGGUUGCAAUGGUGAAGUCAAGUAAUCGUAUUGCGGAAAGCAUCCCUGUGAUUGUGUUCAUAGUUGUAACGACUCUUCUUCGCAGUGCUCAGCAGCUAGAGACCAUCCAUUCGACACUUCUGUGCGAUGGACAAUUUUUGGGUAGUAAAAUGUCAACAGAUUCGGCGGUGCGAUCUUUUGCACCGCCAGUAUUAAUUGCCAAAAAGCUUAUUUGCUCGACACGUUCAUCUUAUUCUACCUCAAAUUACCUUUCUCCUAGAAAAUAACUAACACUGCUUCCUAAAGUUAAUGUUGAAUUCAGUUCAAUAUGCCCAUAUCUCAUUUAUUGGGUGUUUUGUUUACGAAAUUGCUUCAAGCUCUUUAAUUUUUAGUUAUGCUCUCUGGAUGAAAAUAAUUUCUUAUAUUAUGUUGCGGAUUUUGAAACCAAUAGUCUUGUAAUUUCUCUCAUCUCUUCCAUCGAUCACUGGCAAUGUUUUUCUUUAUUUGUUCAUCGCCCCGUAUGAUUUCUAACGACUGUGAUGGAAUCCCCGAUAAAUGAAUAAAGGUCUGUUAGGUUGAAUAAAACGGGCCGUAUUCUUCAAACAACCAAAAAUUCGAGGUCACAAAGUUAUUUGGAUAAAUACUUCUAAAUUCGUAAAAAUUGAAAUUAGAAGAGAUUGUUUGCCUAAGCACCUGCCACUUGCUGUGAGCUACCACUGAGCCCUAAGCACUCGGUGACCUCAGCCUGUGGUAGAAGUUGGGCAGUCUUAUGUUGCGUAUGUGUAUGUGAUACUAUACUCGUCCAUGUAUGUUAAGUAUGCAUUCAAUGUUCGAAUGUGCGCGUAAUGACACAAAUAUUUGUUAGCUUAGACUUGACAAAAUAAACAGCUCUGCCAAAA